AUGAAAGUUUCAUCUUCAUCAAAACAGCGUCCUUUAAUCCUUACAAAUAAUUCUUCACUAUCACCGAAAUUAUUUGCUUAUUAUUCUUUACAUUGGGAACAAAAUCAAACGAAUCAGUCAAAUGAUUUAAUUGACAGUAAUAUGCGUUUUGAAAUAAAUUCAUGUUUAUAUUUUCAAAAUAUAAAUAAUACUGAAGAUGAUAAUGAAUUGGAACAAAUACGUGAAGAUGGUUGUGGAUAUGUCAUAACUUAUCCUCCUUAUAUUCAUCCAACAGAUAAUUUACAAAUAUAUAAUUUUGAUCGUACAAAAAAUUUUCUUUUAACAUCGAAUGAUGUUUAUUCUGACAAAUAA
Messenger RNA from Rotaria sp. Silwood2, 351 nucleotides. Lineage: Eukaryota; Metazoa; Rotifera; Eurotatoria; Philodinida; Philodinidae. The record is from the annotation of a GenBank genome assembly.